AUGACACAACUGUUAGAAGAGUUCCGGGGGAUGAAGCAGAGGUCUGGAGAGGAGACAGGCAAAUUUAAAAGAAACAACGCCCGUUGCUGGAAAUGUGGAGCAGAAGGCCAUCUCCAAAGGCAAUGCCAGGCUCGCCAAGAUCAACGGCCUAGGAGCCUGUCGAGGAAUAAUACUCAGGAACUAGGUAGUGGUGGUCUCGCGGGGCGGAGGUUGCCAGAGAAUGAAAAGCCCCAUUUUGAAGUGUUACAAAUUUCAUCAAGCAGCGAGAAUGGACUGUUUAUUGAAGCGAAUGUAAAUGGAUUUCCGUGUCGAAUGGUCGUUGAUACAGGGGCCAAUGUCACCAUUUUGCGCCAAGAUUUAGCACAACAACUUGGCGUGAAAAUUCUUCGGACACCGCCCUGCGUUACCCUUCAGACCGUGAAAGGGGAUAAAAUCCCCAUUAUUGGCAAGAUGCAUAUAACAAUUAAGUUUGGAAAUGUGUUAUAUGGCCAUACCGUGUUUGUAGCCGAAAUCACCGACAUUUUUAUACUCGGUUUGGACUUCUUAACAAAACAUAAUUUUGUAAUUGACUUUGAGAAUAAUGUGCUACGCUCAAAUUCGGAAGAUGUAGCGUUAUUCCAGUUAGGAGCUGUUGAAAGAGAACCGUGUCAUCGAAUAACUUGUAAAAGUGAUAUUACUAUUCCAGCUCGAAUUGAGAUGCUUGUAAGAGGGGCCGCUGAGAAAAGUCAAAACUUUCGACAUGGUCUAACUGAAUUUCCGGACUCUGAAAAUUUUCCAAAAGGUGUAUUGGUUGCUUCCGCACUGGUAGAUCUUUCGAAGGAAACUGUACCAGUCAGAGUUGUUAAUCUAACUGGUAAUCCUAAAACAAUCAGGAAAGGCGACGUAUUAGCAACAUGUGCUCCAGUCACCUCCCACUGA
Argiope bruennichi is the source of this 918-nucleotide messenger RNA. RefSeq lists its product as uncharacterized. Gene Ontology annotation, biological process: proteolysis. Bases 1 to 918 code for a protein of 305 amino acids. The transcript has 2 exons. The record is from RefSeq and is a predicted model, not a curated record. Gene Ontology annotation, molecular function: nucleic acid binding; aspartic-type endopeptidase activity; zinc ion binding. Lineage: Eukaryota; Metazoa; Arthropoda; Arachnida; Araneae; Araneidae.